UCCUGGGAAACACCCUUUAGUUAAUUAUUUGCCUAUCAUGUGUGUUUUUUUGAGCCGAGCUGGAGAAGGGCUCUGCCGGAGGGGUCCCUGCAGGGCAUAAAGCGGGGGCAUCGGACCCGAAAUGCCCUUACGGAGGGGAGGGAUUUUGGCACCGCACGGCACCGCACAGCACCGCACCGCGAGUAAUGUGAAGGCUGGGCGACUCUGAGAAAUGCAACCCGUUGUAAUUAAGGAAGGAUCAACGUUUGUCUAAUAAUGUAAAUGCACUGAAAGUUACGAUCGCAACGUAAUCAGCAGCGGCCGGGGUCUGCGCAGCGGAGACGGCGUGGCCAUCGGCACCAUGAUUCGAAGGGGACUGGACCGCUUGCUUGGGAGAGGUGAGAGGAGAGCAGACAGCCGCACAGUCUAUGUAGGACACGGAGCCUGGAGUCCCGCCCAGCCCUUCAGCCUGCCCAGAUACUGUGACAACAGGAUUGUGUCGUCCAAGUACACGUUGUGGAACUUCCUGCCAAAGAACCUGUUUGAGCAAUUCAGGAGAAUCGCCAACUUCUACUUCCUCAUCAUAUUCCUGGUGCAGGUCAUCGUGGACACGCCCACCAGCCCCGUGACCAGCGGCCUACCCCUGUUUUUUGUCAUCACAGUGACCGCCAUCAAACAGGGCUUUGAGGACUGGCUGCGUCACAAGGCUGACAACGAGGUGAACAAGUACCCGGUGAUGGUGCUGGAUGGUGGUCGAAGCACACGCAAGGAGAGCGAGAAGAUUAGGGUAGGGGACGUGGUGGAGGUGCUGGAGGACGAGACCUUCCCCUGUGACCUGGUCCUGCUGCAGUCCAGCCGCGAUGACGGUACCUGCUAUGUCACCACGGCCAGCCUGGAUGGCGAAUCUAACCACAAGACACAUUACACAGUGCCUGACAUAGAGGCAGAUCUACAACUGCUCAAUGCCACCAUAGAAUGUGAACAACCUCAGCCCGACCUUUAUAAGUUUGUCGGACGGAUGUAUGUCCGAAGAGAAGGCCAGGAACCUGCAGUGCGGUCCCUCGGGCCUGAGAAUUUACUCCUGAAAGGAGCGAAUCUGAAGAACACCAAUAAAAUUUCUGGUGUGGCUAUUUACACAGGCAUGGAGACCAAGAUGGCACUGAACUAUCAGGGGAAGUCCCAAAAACGCUCUGUGGUGGAGAAGUCCAUUAAUGGCUUCCUUGUGGUGUAUCUGUGCAUCCUGCUGAGCAAAGCCCUGGUCUGCACCACCCUCAAGUACGUGUGGCAGAACCAGCCAGGGCAGGACGAGCCUUGGUACAACCAGAAGACCCAGAAGGAGAAGGACACCGAUUUGUACCUGAAGAUGUUCACAGACUUCCUCUCCUUCAUGGUGCUCUUCAACUUCAUUAUCCCGGUGUCCAUGUACGUCACAGUGGAGAUGCAGAAGUUCCUGGGCUCUUCAUUCAUCACCUGGGACAGGGAUUUCUAUGACCCACAGAUCCAGGAGGGGGCGCUGGUCAACACGUCGGAUCUCAACGAGGAACUAGGCCAGGUGGAGCAUGUGUUCACUGACAAGACGGGGACCCUCACCCAGAACAACAUGGAAUUCAUAGAGUGCUGCAUUGAUGGCUUCCAGUACAAAUACGGCAACUGUGCCUCUGAGCUGGACGGCUUCUGCGUGGAGGAUGGACCCGUGAACAAGCUGCAGCGCAAGGCGGGGAAGGAGAUGGAGGAGCUCUUCCUGCGAGCCCUGUGCUUAUGUCAUACAGUGCAGGUGAAGGAGCCGGGGCCGGGCCUGGGGCCUGUGGACCAGGUGGACGCAGCCGGAGCGGUGGAGGAGCGCGGCUUCAUCGCCUCCUCGCCGGAUGAGGUGGCCCUCGUCAAGGGAGCCAUGAGGUUUGGAUUCACCUUCCUGGGUUUGGACUGUAAGAAAAUGAAAAUACAGAACAGGAAUAAGGAGAUAGAGGAGUACGAGUUACUGCAUGUGUUGAACUUUGACCCAGUUCGACGCCGCAUGAGUGUCAUUGUAAAAAGCAAAGCGGGGGAGACGUUCUUGUUCUGCAAGGGGGCGGACGUGUCCAUUUUCCCACGUGUCAGAGAGGAGGAGGUCAUGCGGAUCCGGACCCACGUGGAGCGCAACGCCACGGAGGGGUACCGGACGCUGUGUGUAGCCUACAAGCGGCUGAGUGCAGAGGCGUUUGCACAGGCAGAUGCCAGCCUCAGGGAGGCGCGGCUGGCACUGCAGGACCGUGAGGAGAAGCUCCUGAACAUCUACGACCAGUUGGAGACGGGCAUGAAUCUAAUCGGAGCCACUGCAGUGGAGGACAGGCUACAGGAGGAGGCGACUGUGACCAUGGAGGCCCUGCAGAAUGCGGGCAUGAAGGUGUGGGUGCUGACGGGGGACAAGAUGGAGACCGCCAAAUCCACUUGCUAUGCCUGUCGGCUCUUCCAGAGGCGCACGGAGCUCUUGGAGCUGACAGUGCGCACCCUGGAGGCCGGAGGCCAGAAAUGCGAAGGGCGGCUCCACGAGCUCCUGUUGGACUACCACAGGAAGGCAGUGCAGGAUGCGCCGCCUGCGAAGGGAGGAGUCACAAGGAGCUGGUCCUCGGCCGUCCAGGACUACGGCUUCAUCAUCGACGGAGCCACGCUCUCCCUGCUGCUGAAGCCUCCAUCCAGCCUCUACACAAGCUUGUUCCUUGAGAUCUGCCAGAACUGCACGGCCGUGCUGUGCUGCCGCAUGGCACCUCUGCAGAAGGCUCAGAUAGUCAGGCUGGUGAAGAACUCAAAAGGGAGCCCCAUCACCCUGUCAGUGGGCGAUGGUGCCAAUGAUGUCAGCAUGAUCCUGGAGGCCCACGUGGGUAUUGGUAUAAAGGGCAACGAGGGCCGGCAGGCCGUCCGGAACAGCGACUACGCCGUCCCCAAGCUGAAGCACCUGAAGAAGCUGCUGCUGGCCCACGGGCACCUGUACUACGUCCGCAUCGCCCAGCUGGUGCAGUACUUCUUCUACAAGAACCUCUGCUUCAUCUUGCCCCAGUUCCUCUACCAGUUCUUCUGCGGAUAUUCACAGCAGCCCCUCUACGAUGCCUCUUACCUGAUGAUGUACAACAUCUGCUUCACUUCCAUGCCCAUCCUGGCCUACAGCCUCUUUGAGCAGCACACCUGUAUUGAGAUCCUGUUGGACAAUGCCACGCUGUACAGGGAGGUGGCCAGGAAUGCCUCUCUGCGCUGGGGGCCCUUCCUGCACUGGACGGCGCUGGGCAUCUACCAAGGCCUGCUGUUCUUUUUUGGAGUCCACUGUCUGUUCAGAAACCCUGCCCUGCAGGACAACGGCCAGGUGUAUGGGAACUGGUCCUUCGGCACGAUAGUCUUCACAGUCAUGGUGUUUACAGUUACGCUAAAGUUGGCCCUGGACACGCGUCACUGGACCUGGAUCAACCACCUUGUCAUCUGGGGCUCCCUGGCCUUCUACGUGUUCUUCAGCUUUUUCUGGGGUGGCAUCAUCUGGCCCUUCCUCAAGCAGCAGCGGCUCUACUUCGUCUUUGCCAAUCUGCUGAGCUCUGUGUCGGCCUGGCUGGUCAUCAUUCUGCUCAUCCUGCUCAGCCUGCUGCCUGAAGUUCUCUUGGCGGUGCUGCACAAGCCCAGAGCCUCCCACAUACAACAGAAGAAGCCGGAUGCCCCAUCCUCAUCCAGGCCGCUGCUCAUGAGAACCUUUUCAGAGGAGUCCAAUACUGUCACAUGACCAGCUGAAGAUGCGUUCCUUGGCCCAGGAACAUCAAGACUUCCUUAGUAACACCGCUGUCAUAUGAGGACCAGAAUGAGCAUGAGCGUCCCACUGGUGCGGACCUUUGGAGAGCCAGGAAAAGGACCCCAAUUCACAUGUGCCAGCUGUCCGUGACACUGCCUGAAUUGAAAUUCUUACAAAUGGAACGACAUAAAUAAGCAGGAUGUCAUUGCCACUUAAACCCCAGUGUCCCCCAAGGAUCAGCCCUCUGCAUGUGCUGCCCCGUUCACCACCACCAUCCCAUGAUGCAUUGCCUGCAUGUAUACAAGGUUCUAUGGUCUUGUGUCUCCCUGCUAUGAGGGUACUGCUAUGUAAGUUUAUAUGAGCAAAUGAAAGAUGAAGCGCCACAUGGAGAAAGAGCAUUAUGCUGCCUUUUGGCGCCCCCUGCUGGGCUGGAGAGUAGGUGUCCCUCCAUUAUACUGAUUCUCUUUAGCUUUCCCUUAAAGUGCUUAAAAAUUUUUCUGAGACUUCGGAAAGAUGUAUAUAUCAAGAAUGUGUUUAUAUGCUGAUUUCCAAAGUAGCAUGAAAAUGUUGCUUUGUGAGUGAAAGUGCAGAUUUGUGUGCAAAGGGCGUAAGUUUGGUUUCAACACUGGUAGGGACCAAAUCAGCCCUGAACCCCUAACUGAGAUGAAUAUUUCUGGUUCAGAAAGUAAAAACCCAAACCAGGAGUUUGGAUUGGGCAGAAAGAGUCACAGGCAACUCAACUGAUUGGUUGGAACAAAAUCUUGGUCUGGAUUUUUACUUUCUGCACCUGAAAUGACCCCUACUCCAUAAACACACAUGGUACUCCUACAGUGUUGGUAGGCACACGUCCCUACCGAAAUCUACACCCCCCCUCAGCGUACCUGACCUCCCUGAGGCUGAGAAUGUUCAGAUAAGUAGUGAGUAAAGGCACAGAAUCGUUUUUAGUUCAGGCCAUAGUAUUUCUCAGUAUGUGUUUUUUAAUGACCAGUACUCAAUACAUUCCUGUUUUUUUACAUGGAAGCAUGAGGACAUGGCCUGUGAUUUGGGGGAUCGUCGGCACAGACUUGCUGACGGUCUUAACCUCGUCACGGGGUGUGAAUUCAGUCUUCUCCCAUCUGACCUAGAGUUCCUGCUCAAAACCUUUCAGUCUUUCCAAGGAAAUCUGCUAUUGCAAAAGUUUGCGGGAAGUGGUGCCAAGUGGAUCGAAUCCUGUGUGUGUGUGUGUGUGUGUGUUUGGGGGUGGGGGUGCUGUGUGUGCAUGAAGUAGGUCUGGACAGCAGGGGGCGCCUGAAUGAGCUGUACCUCAGCCUGAAAAUAAUUGUGAGGUGGCCUUUAACCAACAGCUUGUAAUUGUUUAAAUUUUAAUUGGCAUUUUAAAUGAUUAAUUAGUGGAUGACAUUAAGCGCAGGUUUCUGAUGGCCUCCUGGGUUGGUCCUUGCAUAGAUACCUGGAAGGCAGACUACGCUGGACUCGGGUGGGGCUCCACAUCUGGGGCCCUCCAGCUAAUUUGUAUGAUAAAAACACACAUUUUUACAGAGUGCAAUACUUUGUGUAAUUACAGCAUCUACAACUGAUGUAUUUUUGAACAGGUUUUUUUCUGACUUUAAGAAUUUGACGUUUAAAUAGGGAUGUAAGGGGGCAUAAUGGACAAUGCCCCCUCCGAUCUGCACUGAGCCUGUGCCGCUGCCCCCUCCCUCUGCUCUGAGCCACUGAUGUGAAUGUACCCUUUAAGGACCACAGGAUGCAAAUUUCAAUGACUCUUUCUGUAAUAAAAAUGCCAAAAAUAA
This is a messenger RNA of Brienomyrus brachyistius, 5511 nucleotides long. RefSeq names its product ATPase phospholipid transporting 11C (gene atp11c). Gene Ontology annotation, cellular component: endoplasmic reticulum; trans-Golgi network; plasma membrane. Gene Ontology annotation, molecular function: ATP binding; magnesium ion binding; ATPase-coupled intramembrane lipid carrier activity. The transcript has 31 exons. The record is from RefSeq and is a predicted model, not a curated record. Gene Ontology annotation, biological process: phospholipid translocation. NCBI's taxonomy places the organism in Eukaryota, Metazoa, Chordata, Actinopteri, Osteoglossiformes, Mormyridae. The coding region runs from base 341 to 3718 and encodes 1125 amino acids.